Amphibalanus amphitrite is the source of this 424-nucleotide messenger RNA. RefSeq names its product ras-related protein Rac1. The transcript is spliced from 3 exons. Gene Ontology annotation, cellular component: cell projection; cell cortex; cytoplasmic vesicle. Gene Ontology annotation, biological process: small GTPase-mediated signal transduction; cortical cytoskeleton organization; regulation of cell shape. The coding region runs from base 124 to 396 and encodes 90 amino acids. Gene Ontology annotation, molecular function: GTPase activity; protein kinase binding; GTP binding. NCBI's taxonomy places the organism in Eukaryota, Metazoa, Arthropoda, Thecostraca, Balanomorpha, Balanidae. The record is from RefSeq and is a predicted model, not a curated record.
CGCGGAUGUCAGUGGUUGUGUUUGUCGGCAUUUGCGGUGCAUGUGUUGUUGUUAUGUAUUGCGCUGAUUCUUCAUGAUCAAUUGGUUGUUUAGUUCAAAUUCGACCAAAUCAGCUAGGCCAAAAUGCAAGCUAUCAAAUGUGUAGUAGUUGGAGACGGAGCUGUUGGUAAAACAUGUCUCCUGAUCAGUUAUACUACAAAUGCCUUCCCUGGGGAGUAUAUCCCUACUGUGUUCGACAACUACUCUGCCAAUGUGAUGGUGGACGGCAAGCCCAUCAACCUCGGUCUGUGGGAUACGGCCGGCCAGGAGGACUACGACCGUCUGAGGCCGCUCUCCUACCCCCAGACUGACGUGUUCUUAAUCUGCUUCUCACUUGUAAACCCGGCCUCGUUUUGAGAACGUGCGAGCCAAGGUGGGUGACCGG